GCCGGUCAUUCUGCCCAGUGGGACUUCAGCUGCCCCUGGACACUUCACUUGUAGGCUGCGACCUGUUGCCAGGAAGGAGAGGGCCGGUGAAGGAGCCGCAGCAGCCGUGGCGGGGUGUGGGGGACGGUGGACGGCCAGGGCUUCCCCCCGCCCUCUCUCGCUUGGUUUCUGUAAUGAGGAAGUUCUCCGCCGCUCAGUUUCCUUUCCCUCGCUGAGUGCCUGAAACAGGAAGUCAGUCAGUUAAGCUGGUGGCAGCAGCCGAGGCCACCAAGAGGCAACAGGCGGCAGGUUACAGCAGAGGGGCCUCCGCUCCCCUCGGUGGCGUGUGGGUCCUGGGGGUGCCCGCUGGCCCGGCCGAGGAGGCCCACGCCCACCAUGGUCCCCUGCUGGAACCACGGCAAUAUCACCCGCUCCAAGGCGGAGGAGCUGCUCUCCAGGACGGGCAAGGAUGGGAGCUUCCUCGUGCGCGCCAGCGAGUCCAUCUCCCGGGCAUACGCGCUCUGCGUGCUGUAUCAGAAUUGCGUUUACACUUACAGAAUUCUGCCCAAUGAAGAUGAUAAAUUCACUGUUCAGGCAUCCGAAGGCGUCCCCAUGAGGUUCUUUACCAAACUGGACCAGCUCAUCGAGUUUUACAAGAAGGAAAACAUGGGGCUGGUGACCCAUCUGCAAUACCCUGUGCCGCUGGAGGAAGAGGACACAGGCGACGACCCUGAGGAGGACACAGAAAGUAUCGUGUCUCCCCCCGAGCUGCCCCCGAGAAACAUCCCUCCGUCUGCUGGCUCCUGUGAGGCCAAGGAGGUUCCUCUUUCAAACGAGAAUCCCCGAGCGACCGAGACCAGCCGGCCGAGCCUCUCCGAAACGUUGUUCCAGCGACUGCAAAGCAUGGACACCAGUGGGAGCCGAGUCACCUCAUCACUACGGCGGCGGCAGCUUCCCCAACUUGCCUUCUUCUCAGAAUCCUUGACGUUCACCUUGUCCCCCGCCCCCAGAGAAGUCGUCCGGACCCUCCCAUCCCUGGAGUCUCUGCAGAGGUUAUUUGACCAGCAGCUCUCCCCGGGCCUCCGUCCACGUCCUCAGGUUCCUGGUGAGGCCAAUCCCAUCAACAUGGUGUCCAAGCUCAGCCAACUGACAAGCCUGUUGUCCUCUAUUGAAGACAAGGUCAAGGCCUUGCUGCACGAGGGUCCUGAGUCCCCCCACCGGCGUUCCCUUAUCCCUCCAGUCACCUUUGAGGUGAAGGCAGAGUCUCUGGGGAUUCCUCAGAAAAUGCAGCUCAAAGUCGACGUUGAGUCUGGGAAACUGAUCAUUAAGAAGUCCAAGGAUGGUUCUGAGGACAAGUUCUACAGCCACAAGAAAAUCCUGCAGCUCAUUAAGUCACAGAAAUUUCUGAAUAAGUUGGUGAUCUUGGUGGAAACAGAGAAGGAGAAGAUCCUGCGGAAGGAAUAUGUUUUUGCUGACUCCAAAAAGAGAGAGGGCUUCUGCCAGCUACUGCAGCAGAUGAAGAACAAGCACUCAGAGCAGCCGGAGCCCGACAUGAUCACCAUCUUCAUCGGCACCUGGAACAUGGGUAACGCCCCCCCUCCCAAGAAGAUCACGUCCUGGUUUCUCUCCAAGGGGCAGGGAAAGACACGGGACGACUCUGCCGACUACAUCCCCCAUGACAUUUACGUGAUCGGCACCCAGGAAGACCCCCUGAGUGAGAAGGAGUGGCUGGAGAUCCUCAAACACUCCCUGCAAGAAAUCACCAGCGUGACGUUUAAAACAGUCGCCAUCCACACGCUCUGGAACAUCCGCAUCGUGGUGCUGGCCAAGCCUGAGCACGAGAACCGGAUCAGCCACAUCUGUACUAACAACGUGAAGACAGGCAUCGCAAACACACUGGGGAACAAGGGAGCCGUGGGGGUGUCGUUCAUGUUCAAUGGAACCUCCUUAGGGUUCGUCAACAGCCACUUGACUUCAGGAAGUGAAAAGAAACUCAGGCGAAACCAAAACUAUAUGAGCAUUCUCCGGUUCCUGGCCCUGGGCGACAAGAAGCUGAGUCCCUUUAACAUCACUCACCGCUUCACGCACCUCUUCUGGUUUGGGGAUCUUAACUACCGUGUGGAUCUGCCUACCUGGGAGGCAGAAACCAUCAUCCAGAAAAUCAAGCAGCAGCAGUACGCAGACCUCCUGUCCCACGACCAGCUGCUCACGGAGAGGAGAGAGCAGAAGGUCUUCCUGCACUUCGAGGAGGAAGAAAUCACGUUUGCCCCGACCUACCGUUUUGAAAGACUGACUCGGGACAAAUACGCCUACACCAAGCAGAAAGCGACAGGGAUGAAGUACAACUUGCCUUCCUGGUGCGACCGAGUCCUCUGGAAGUCUUAUCCCCUGGUGCACGUGGUGUGUCAGUCUUAUGGCAGUACCAGCGACAUCAUGACCAGUGACCACAGCCCUGUCUUUGCCACGUUUGAGGCAGGAGUCACUUCCCAGUUUGUCUCCAAGAACGGUCCUGGGACUGUCGACAGCCAAGGACAGAUUGAGUUUCUCAGGUGCUACGCCACAUUGAAGACCAAGUCCCAGACCAAAUUCUACCUGGAGUUCCACUCGAGCUGCUUGGAGAGUUUCGUCAAGAGUCAGGAAGGAGAAAAUGAAGAAGGAAGUGAGGGGGAGCUGGUGGUGAAGUUUGGUGAGACCCUUCCAAAGCUGAAGCCCAUUAUCUCUGACCCUGAGUACCUGCUAGACCAGCACAUCCUCAUCAGCAUCAAGUCCUCUGACAGCGACGAAUCCUAUGGUGAGGGCUGCAUUGCCCUUCGGUUAGAGGCCACAGAAACGCAGCUGCCCAUCUACACGCCUCUCACCCACCAUGGGGAGUUGACAGGCCACUUCCAGGGGGAGAUCAAGCUGCAGACCUCUCAGGGCAAGACAAGGGAGAAGCUCUAUGACUUUGUGAAGACAGAGCGUGAUGAGUCCAGUGGGCCAAAGACCCUGAAAAGCCUCACCAGCCACGACCCCAUGAAGCAGUGGGAAGCCACCAGCAGGGCCCCUCCAUGCAGUGGCUCCAGCAUCACUGAAAUCCUCAACCCCAACUACAUGGGAGUGGGGCCCUUUGGGCCACCAGUGCCCCUGCACGUGAAGCAGACCUUGUCCCCUGACCAGCAGCCCACAGCCUGGAGCUAUGACCAGCCACCCAAGGACUCCCCGCUGGGGCCCUGCAGGGGAGAAAGUCCUACGACACCUCCCUGCCAGCCACCCAUAUCACCCAAGAAGUUUUUACCCUCGACAGCAAACCGGGGUCUCCCCCCAAGGACACAGGAGUCAAGGCCCAGUGACCUGGGGAAGAACGCAGGAGACACGCUGCCUCAGGAGGACCUGCCGCUGACAAAGCCCGAGAUGUUUGAAAACCCCCUGUACGGGUCCGUGAGUUCCUUCCCUAAGCCUGCUCCCAGGAAGGACCAGGAAUCCCCGAAAAUGCUGCGGAAGGAGCCCCCUCCCUGCCCGGAACCCGGCAUCUUGUCACCCAGCAUCGUGCUCACCAAAGCCCAGGAGGCUGAUCGCGGCGAGGGGCCGGGCAAGCAGGCCCCCGCGCCCCGGCUGCGCUCCUUCACCUGCUCGUCCUCUGCCGAGGGCAGGGCAGCGGGCGGGGACAAGAGCCAAGGGAAGCCGAAGACGGCCAUCAGCUCCCAGGCCCCAGUGCCAGUCAAGAGGCCCAUCAAGCCUUCCAGGUCGGAAAUGAACCAGCAGACCCAGCCCACCCCGACGCCGCGGCCGCCGCUGCCAGUCAAGAGCCCGGCGGUCCUGCACCUCCAGCACUCCAAGAGCCGCGACUACCGCGACAACAGCGAGCUCCCGCACCACGGCAAGCACCGGCUGGAGGAGGGGCCACCGGGGCCUCUAAGCAGGACUGCCAUGCAGUGAAGCCCUCAGUGAGCUGCCAGUGAGUCGGGAGCCCAGAGGAAGAGCGCGAAGCCACUGGACCCUCUGCCAGGACCUCCUGCUGGCUCCUCCUGCCCAGCUUCCUAUGCAAGGCUUUGUGUUUUCAGGAAAGAGCCUAGCUUCUCUGUGGCCCAGGGAGUUCACUGCCUAUGAGACUUGGCACCAAGUGCUGAAGCUGGAAGAAAAACGCACACCAGACAGGCAACAAAUAGUCUGGGUCUCCAGCUCGCUCUUGGUACUUGGGACCCCAGUGCCUUGUUAAAGGCGCCAUUCUGAAGAAAGGAACUGCAGCGCCGAUUCGAGGGUGGAGAUAUAAAUAAUAAUAAUAAUGUUAAUAAUAAUAAUGACCACGUGAAUCGAACACUCACGAUGUGCCAAGUGCUGUGCUAAGUGCUUUACGAACAUUCAUCACAUCAGGAUGACCUCAAGAGCUGAGGCUCUAGCCACCUAAAACCACGUGCCCAAACCCACCAGUUCAAAAUGGUGUGUGUUCGGAGGGGUGAAAGCAUUAAGAAGCCCAGUGCCCUCCUGGAGUGAGACAAGGGCUUAGCCUUAAGGAGCUGAAGAGUCUGGGUAGCUUGUUUAGGGUACAAGAAGCCUGUUCUGUCCAGCUUCAGUGACACAAGCUGCUUUAGCUAAAGCCCGGGGGUCCCGGCAUCGCUGAGCUGAGAGCAGGGAUCUACCUGGCUUCUCAGUUCUUUAGUUGGAAGGAGCAGGAAAUCAGCUCCUACUCUCCAGUGGAGAGAUCUGGCCUCAGCCUGGGCUGGAGAUGCCAAGGACUGUGCCAGGUUCCCUGUGCCCUCCUCGAGGUGGGCAGCCAUCACCAGCCACAGUUAAGCCAAGCCCCCCAACACGUAUUCCAUCAUGCAGAUAGAAGAGUCUUUGCUGUUGCUCCCGAAAGCCGUGCUCUCCAGCCUGGCUGCCAGGGAGGGUGGGCCUCUUGAUUCCAGGCUCUUGAAAUAGUGCAGCCUUUUCUUCCUAUCUCUGUGUCUUUCAGCUCUGCUUCAUUGGUUAUUAGGAGAAUAGAUGGGUGAUGUCUUUCCUUAUGUUGCUUUUUCAACAUAGCAGAAUUAAUGUAGGGAGCUAAAUGCAGCGGUAUGUGUGAACGCAGAAGGGUAUGUGUCCCACAUUCCCGUGGUGGAAGUCUGCAUGACCAAUAAAUUGUGCCUUUCUCACUCA
Molecule: messenger RNA, 5091 nt
Organism: Cercocebus atys (sooty mangabey)
Lineage: Eukaryota; Metazoa; Chordata; Mammalia; Primates; Cercopithecidae
Gene: INPP5D
Product: inositol polyphosphate-5-phosphatase, 145kDa
Exons: 27
Coding region: 376-3894 (1172 amino acids)
Biological process (GO): phosphatidylinositol dephosphorylation
Molecular function (GO): phosphatase activity
Source: RefSeq, a predicted model, not a curated record